Molecule: messenger RNA, 174 nt
Organism: Symbiodinium sp. CCMP2456
Lineage: Eukaryota; Dinophyceae; Suessiales; Symbiodiniaceae
Source: the annotation of a GenBank genome assembly
GUGGCUAGCACGAGCACAGUGGACCCUUCCUUGGUGGACACCUUCGGACGCAGGCACAGCUACCUGCGAGUCUCCCUGACGGACCGGUGCAACCUAAAAUGUCGCUACUGCAUGCCGGAAGACGGAGAGGAAGUUUUCACCCCCACACCGGGCGGCAAGGUGCUCACGGCCCAG